Molecule: messenger RNA, 846 nt
Organism: Klebsormidium nitens
Lineage: Eukaryota; Viridiplantae; Streptophyta; Klebsormidiophyceae; Klebsormidiales; Klebsormidiaceae
Source: the annotation of a GenBank genome assembly
AUGUCAAUACCAGCCAUAGCACAGGGGAAGCUUGCGCGCAGGAAUGACGGGACAAAUGCCAAUCAGCAGAUCCCCGCCAACAAGAUCCUGGUUAGCUGGGAAGAAUUCCAGACAAUCCUUGAGAAGGCCUUGUUGUCAGUUCGUGCUAAAGAUGUGGAGUAUGACGCAGGGAGGAACCGGCGCGCGUUGCCUCGGCUGCUCCUCCCCCGGGUUGUUGAAAGAUUGGCUGAGGUGCUCAGAUGUGACGCGACAUCUCUGGUUGUGGUCCCUUUCGAGGAUGGAAUCUUUCACACUGCCUGCGGAGAAGACUGCCAGAGCAUGGUCAAGAUGUCACGCCAUCAGUUCGCCCCAGAUGCUCAAGGGGACAGCCUCCACACGAAGCACAAAGUGACACACAGUCCAUUUCGGGUGAGAAGCUUGCGCAACGCCAAGGGACUGGUCGAGCUCGAGCCCUAUUUGGUGGACGGCGGCCGCGUGGCGGUGCAGACUCUGGACGGAGGCAAGAUGAAGGUGUUCUAUCCGUACGCGCGCACCACAGAAGACCUCGCCUUUCUCGAGAAGACUCUCUCCCGACCCAAGAAGGAGAAGCCAAUCAAGGUUUCUACUGAGAGCGCCUUCCUCGAAGGUCUCUGCUGGCAGUGCCGUGAGCCGUACGACAGUCUGAAGAAGUGCGCCAACUGCAGGAAGGCCCGGUACUGCUCGAGAGUCUGCCAAAAGAAGGCGUGGGCACAGGGCCACAGUCUCAACUGCGAAGAGCGGCGGCUGUACUGGGAGCGCGCAAAGCUGCGCCGCCCGCACACCACAAAGAAAGCGGUGGCUGCGAAGGAAAGUCCAUGCCGGAAAUAA